UGCUGUAUAAACCGUCUGCUGGCGUAUAGCAAACAUCUUAUCGCAUGUACGGCAAUGACUUGACCCAGAUGCCAGCAUCGUGUACCGGAUAAUACUUCCUUUGUACCCAUUACUAUUACAACUGACAACCUUCGUAAGAUUUGGCAAGGUCUACUUAGAGUGAAAAACACUUUUUGACGUAUGAGGGGUAAAGGGCACAGCCAGCUGCGAGGAUCGACUUUUUACUGGAAGCCCUGGUAACCUUACGAAGACAAUUGAUAUUACCUAAAUCUGUAUGUUUCUUUUGACUUAUAGACAAAGUAGACGUGAGUUGCAGUGUAUUAGCACCUUCUACUUGUCACAAUGAAGAAAUACCGUCCAGGGUCGAGUGUGACGCUUGGCCUUCUCUGCGUCGGCCUGUUGCUCCAAGGAGCAGGUGACUCACACAUGGCGUCGUUUCUUUCGGAACACGCGCCAUUCGUUGGAAUGACAGUUGCUCAAUAUGGAAUUAUUAUGAGUGCAAACAGUGUUGUAGCCAUAACGAUGUUACCAGUGAUCGCUAGGUUGACCAUGCUAAAUCUCAUUAAUGAUAAGACGUUCUUAGUUCUCGGUUAUUUGCUCGAUGCAACUGGCAUGCUUUGCAUGAUUUCAGUGUACUACUUCGCCCUUGAAGGUACUGGUUUAUUCUUCGCUUUGCUAGGAUUGCGAAUUUUACAAUCGCUUGGUGCGUCGAUCGGUUUCAAUCUCGUCUACUCUGUGAGUGGUUCGCAAUUACCAAAUCUAUCCCAUAUUUCUGUGCCGUUCCUCGAAUGUACAUACGGUAUUGGCUUGACGAUUGGCCCGGCGAUUUCCGGCGCGCUAUAUGACACUGGAGGCUUCGUCCUACCGUUUCUCUACCACAGUUCUGUGCUGUAUAUCCUUGUCAUUGUCGCAUACUUGUUCCUACCCAGCUCAUCGAGCAGUGCUGCCGAGGAGACUGGCGUAUCCCUGAAGCAACUUAUUCGGCCAACUAUUCUCGUGUGUAUGCUCAUGGUCACAACAUCGAACAUCGUCGAUACAUUUAAUGAUUCGACAUUUGCUAUGCUUCUGUCGAAGUACGCCCUAUCAACAACUGCCGUAGGGCUGUCUUUCUUCUUGCCAGCUGGGUCUUAUACCGUGUCGAGUUUAACGUCGGGCUUUUUGACCCAGCGAACGGCAGCCCGUCGGCUUAUACUACUUAUUUGCGCUAUAUCAACAAUUGCAGCUAUGCUGUUCAUACCCCCACUUGUGCCUCUGCGGGACCAUCCACUGUGGGUAGUCUACGUCGCGCAGCUGAUUCUCGGCCUAUCGAUAGGCCCAUUCUACGUCUGUUGUUACUUGAUGAUCUGUGACGAUCUGUGCCAAAUUACUGAUAGUAAAAUCGCCCACACGGCGACCGCAGCUGUCACCAACUGGUCCUCAUUUCUUGGUUGUUUCAUAGGACCGGUUCUAGGCAACUUUAUUAUCGAAGUCAGCUCGCUUAAAGAUGCGUCCAUCAUCAUUACCUCAAUUACCUCCUGUGUCACAAUUAUCUACUCGAUCUUCUUGCUAAUCAAGUCGCUUAAACGAAACGUAUCAAUCGCCAAUCUGCCUUGAGAAUUAGGAAAACAGAAUUCACCUUGAUCUCUCUAGAAAACCUUAUAACCGUAUUAUUUUAAGAACAAUUCCGGCGCCAACGCUUAGAAAUGCUGAUGUCAAUGAUCUCGGGGUAGAGCAGGCGUUAAUAUACUAGUACAACAUUAAUACGUUGGGUAUAACUUCGUGUGGUUUUCCUUCUUUGUGCUUUUUGGUGCUAAUAAAGGUGCAGCCACUUCAAGAUGCAUUAGUAUAAGUCCCGCUAUGAGCAGGCGUUGCUUCGAUAAAAGUUGUUCGCAGCCAGCCGCUAGGCAUUAGUUCCUCUCAAAACGUUGUUUUGUCAGGACCCGCAGUCCUGGGCACGUUGGACAUAGAUAGUUACUGAUACGAUGACGGACCUUAAUCGCAACUAGUAUAGUAUAAAUUCUUAUCAGUCAAGACCAGCGCAAACCACUAAUUGCGGCGUGCCAGAAGAUAGAGAUGUAAACUACGUAGAAGACCGAGCAUAAACAACAAGCGUACUAGAUACAGAAUCACUUCGUUGUGUCUUACUUAUCCGAUCGCAAAACGUAAUAUCUGCAAGAUACAAUCGGAAGAUAAAGAAGAUCAGAUGACGCUUGAAAUCAAGAACAACGUGCAUGAUUCUAGAAACGCAUUUAAUCACUCUCGUGUCAAAUGGGCUUCAGAGCAGUUAUGCGGACAUAUAGCUUAGUUAGAGAAAGAUGUCUCAGUAAUGAAAACACAAGCCUAGAUUGCCAAUCAUUGACUCAAUAAAUGUCCCGAAAUGAUAAUAAAGUAAACAAGAAAUAGAAAGUCAAGUGCCAUUGUGAAUAUGGUCAGCAUUCGGCGGUAGCUGCCAUAACGUACUACACCUUCUGUAUAUUGAUUCCACGCUGCGUAUGGAUAUAUGGAUUGAAAACAAAAUCACCACAAUGUACAUUAUCGAAUGUUGGAACCGUAUAUAGUUAUAAUAACAGUGUGCAGUAUUACCGUUACCUAUAUGAAAUCACAAGGCGGACGGGUUUUUAGAACUGUUACGCGCAUGUUGACUGUACAUAAACUUAAGAUAACAAUUAGCAACCAUGAGAUCGUUAAGGGAAACUCACGUUUGUGUACAUACAUCGACAUACGACACU
Messenger RNA from Varroa destructor (honeybee mite), 2708 nucleotides. Its product is annotated as MFS-type transporter SLC18B1-like. The record is from RefSeq and is a predicted model, not a curated record. Lineage: Eukaryota; Metazoa; Arthropoda; Arachnida; Mesostigmata; Varroidae. Gene Ontology annotation, molecular function: transmembrane transporter activity. Gene Ontology annotation, biological process: transmembrane transport.